UAGAGACACUGACUUUUCAACAUGUUGCUGUCUGUGCUGAUGUUGCUGAUUGUCUCUGGUACACAGGGAAGUCAUUAUCUUGGCACUGUGGUGACCUACUACACAAAGGAAACUUUUACAAAUCGUUCAGUCUCUGUGAUCGUUCGAUUUAAGUAUAACUUCAAAACCUGUGAUAAUGGUACAUUUGUUUGCACUGGCAACUGUGGUGAUGAAAGCUUAGUUGGUAAAAAAUCUGAAGUUCAAACCAAUAUGUGGUGUCAGACGGAACAGAUCACAUCUCGACUGCUUCCCAACAACUCUCCAUUUCAGCUUGUGUAUGAUAGUAAUGCCUGGGUCACAAAUCUAUAUGACCUUACAUCAUGGAGAGCUGUAGCUGAAGUUGAACUGAGGAGUCGGUCCGACACCAACAAACCAAACUCAUCACCACAGACCACCAUCUUACUGGUUCUGAGGUUUCCUUCAAACUGCCUGAGAAAUAUUAAUCUUGUGACCUUUGACCCUGAUGGAGACAAGGUCAAAUGCAGAUAUGCUGACCAUAGAAUGAAAGAAUGUUACUCACCCUGCACACCUCCACCUGUUCUCAGCCUGUCCUCUAAUUGUACGUUCUCCUUCAAUGCAACUUCAAAUAAAACUGAAGGCUUGUAUGCGGUCCAGAUGGUGAUGGAGGACUUCCCCAGACAGCAAAUAACCCUGACUCAGGCUGAUAGGUCACAGGUUGUGAAAACUACAAGCGAUGCCAUCAGCCGGAUACCCAUCCAGUUUGGUAUACAAGGUAAAGUCUAAACAUCUGUUUGACAAAUUAACAGCACUAAAAUGCAUUUAAUUCUAAAAUAUACAUGUGAUAAAGUUAUGUUAAGAAAAACUUAAGUUUGUGAUUUUGAAUACAGACAAAACAGAAGUUACUGUCUUUGGAUUAAAGUCUUUGAAAUAGAAGCUGAGUAGUCAGUAAAUUCAUUUGGAUGGGAUUAAAUGGAUCUCAGAUACUAAAGUAAAUUACAUCUAUUCUCCCAUUCUACAACAUUUUUUAGUUCAAUCUCUAAUAUUAUCCUGCCUCUGCUUUUUCUCAUAGUAGCUU
This is a messenger RNA of Cyprinodon tularosa, 1075 nucleotides long. RefSeq lists its product as uncharacterized. NCBI's taxonomy places the organism in Eukaryota, Metazoa, Chordata, Actinopteri, Cyprinodontiformes, Cyprinodontidae. The record is from RefSeq and is a predicted model, not a curated record. The coding region runs from base 22 to 783 and encodes 253 amino acids. The transcript is spliced from 5 exons.